UAGCUCUGCAGCCAGCCAGUCCGAGUUACCGGCAUAAAAUGUACUGCUGAAUUGCUCGGCGACGGAACCAUAAACGAUUUUCAUUUGAUUGAUUACAGUUAUAUUCGUAUUGUUGUACCGGCUUUUAAUUAAGUAUAGUUCCCUAUUUGUUUUUCAUUGUUAACUUUAAAUGCAACGUGAGUUUUUGAUGCAAAAGGAUUAUUUUACAUUAAAUAUUAAACAGUACUUAUUGUAAUUAAAGUAGGUAAUUAAUUUGAAAUUUCAAAAUCCAGUACAUUCGGCGAAAAUCAGGAAAAUUGCAUUUUCGAAAUAAAAUAUUUGAAGAACCGGAUAAAAUGGAAGAGUGGUUGAAAAUAUCACUAUGUGUAAGUUUGUUUGCAACUUUUCGGGACUUUCGACCAGUGGAUUCAUUUUAUACAUCAUAUUUAACCAGCCCAGCCGUAAAUUUUACUACUGAGCAAGUAACCGAAGAUAUUUAUCCAAUAAAUUCGUACGCAACUACAAGUCUAGUAAUUAUUAUGUUUCUUGUCACAGACUAUGUUCUCUACAGACCAAUUGUAAUGUUGGACGCAUUAAGUUCAAUUGUGAUGUUUUUAUUAGUUUUGGAGCCUGUUACUCUUUUCAAAUCCAAACUAAGUAUGGUAUUUUUGGGUCUAACGUCUGCAUCUGAACUAGCGUACAUGUCAUACGCGUAUGCAAAGAUUCGUGACCGUAGGUUAUAUCAAAAAAUGACCGGAAUCGUUAGAGGCUCCAAUCUUCUGGGGAAGUGUUUAUCAUCCACAUUUGCUCAAAUCGCAGUUUCAUUUUUACACUUGGAAUAUGGGUUACUCGUGUAUAUUUCAUUAGCGGGUUCAAUUAUAGCAUUUGUUGUUACAUUUUUUCUUCCUCCUGUAAAUUCAAGUAUUUAUUUUCAUCCUGAAAGUAAAAAAACUGCAAACACAAAAGUCAACUACAAUACAUUCUAUAGUCAAUAUCAUAAAGACCUUGGAUCGUGUUUCGUUGAAAAAUCUCCAAAGCCCGUUCGAGUAGUAUUUGAUCAGCUGUACGCAGAAUUGAAGGACGCGUACACCAAUCCGUAUCUUCUCAAAUACGGCAUAUGGUUCGCCUUCGCCACCGGAGUCUAUUUCCAGGUGUUGACGUACAACGACGUCCUUUACUUGGAAUUGAACGAACUCGAUCAGGUCAACAACAAGUUGUACAACGGCGGAGUUGACGCUUUGGCUUUCAUAACAGGAGCAUUGUCAUCAUACUUAAUAGGGUUCCUGAAGGUUGAUUGGAAAUCCAGAAGUGAUUUAUUCCUCUUUGUCGGCUCACUUUUGAGCUGCGUUACUCUGUGUGUCUGCUACGUGACAACAUCAUUAAAUUUGGUAUACAUAAUGUACAUUAUGUUCUGUUUCGUAUUUCAAUCGAUGAAUGUUGUGGCCAGGUCCGAAACAGCUAAACAUUUAAAGCAUGACAGUUUCGCUUUCAUUUUUGGUGUCGUAUUUUUUAUUUCAUUAUUUAUGUCAAGUGUCUUCACAUAUUUAUUUGUUCAAGAUACUUUGAUUGCGAUUCCAGUAAACGUACAGUUUCUACUCUAUGGAUUGAUUAACGGUGGACUUGCUCUUUGGUUUUUUUUUCAAAUGUGUAUAAAAAAAUGGAAAAGUUGACUGCUAUGCAAAACUAUGUAAAAAAAAAAAAUGUUAGUGUCAAACCAAAUUGAUGAUCUAUACUCAGAUUUUACAUUUUUACCUCUAUUCCUCACGUUUAGUACGUAUAGCUUUUUAAAUUUGUCAUAAAUUGUAUACCUACAAUAUAGGUAUUUUGUCCCUUUUUUAUAUUUUAAAUCACUAAACUGAUUGUGUAUGACUAAGUUCAUACAACUUAACUAUAAAAUAAAUGAAUAAAUUAACUUAACGUUUUAAUUACCAACCAGGCUAAUGCUGACCUACAAAAUACAUUUAAAUAAUCUAACGAUUCCAGGUUUUGGAAUCUUAAUGACUAAUGAUUUAAGUCAAAAUUGCAAUGUUUAAUUAUUGAUUUAAGUUAAAGUAGAAACAUGCAUUUAAAUUUGUAAUUCAAUUUCUUAUUGCUCUUCUUUACGUUGAACUGAAUUAAAUAAUCAUUUUAAUUAUUAAACCAAUUAUUAUUUUUAAUCUUUUUAACAAUAAUCCAAUGAGAUUUUUUUGAGGGACAACCGAUUGGAAUUCCAAAUACGAAGUAAGAUGAUCGAGUAACCAUCCUAUUAUUAUAUACCUUAUUGAAGUCACAUGCAAGUGAAUCUACAUUUUUGAUAACAUCAAUAUGUUAAUUGUUAAAAAGCGACUCUUGAAAUGGACGUUUCCAGUUCAGAUAUAUUUUCUUUAUAUUACUGAAAAGUUAUUUCGAACAAAAGUCUAAAGCUGUAUUCUAGUAUGAUAUUACAGAGUUUAUUAAACUACUUUUGAAUUUAUAAAUUAAACAAUAGUCGUACAAGCUCACGCAAUCUACUGAAAUGUCGUUUCAGUUAAAGUGAUAUAAAUAUUUUAUUUCAUUUUACCCGUUUUAAGGGGAAAUGUCGAUCUAGAUAUUAUGAAUAAUUUCAAUACAUUUUCGAAAAACAUUCCUAUUACAGAAAAUUAUUUAUUAUUUUCUAAC
This is a messenger RNA of Myzus persicae (green peach aphid), 2616 nucleotides long. RefSeq names its product thiamine transporter 2-like. Gene Ontology annotation, cellular component: plasma membrane. Lineage: Eukaryota; Metazoa; Arthropoda; Insecta; Hemiptera; Aphididae. The transcript is spliced from 11 exons. Gene Ontology annotation, molecular function: vitamin transmembrane transporter activity. The coding region runs from base 336 to 1649 and encodes 437 amino acids. The record is from RefSeq and is a predicted model, not a curated record. Gene Ontology annotation, biological process: transmembrane transport; vitamin transport.